CACAUCACAUGAUAUUCUAUUCAGUCGUUUUUACUUAGAAAGCCGCAGUGGAUGGACAGAGGCUGUUUGGGUGGAUUUUUAAUCGUUUUCACCACUGCUCAUUUUGAUGUUUAGGUUUACUUCGCUGAUUUUAACUCUUUUUGUUGGUAAGGAAAGUUCUUAUUUCCUACUCUGCUAUGUAGCUACUUGUUGCCUAGCUGUCGUCAAUCAGGACGCCUCACUAACUUCCCAGAAAAACACUGGAAACGCUCACUAACAUCUGGGAGAUAGUCGUCAGUCCGUCAGGCUGGAGUGACAGCUCUCUCUGACAUUAUUCAGAGUACUCUGUUAAGUUGUGAAGCCAGCGCCCAGGCAGGUUUCACUAUGACAGAGCGGACUCCUCUCCUCCACUACCGCCUCUCCACCAGCGUCAAUGAAUCCGGGCUGCAGCCACCCCCGGCCGGGCAGGCCCUGGAGCAGCACCCGGGCAGCCCGAGGCAGAGGUCUGCCCAUCAACGGCAACCGAAGAAACUGUCCAUCUUCUUCGGUGUGGUGAUCCCUACCUUGCUGUCGAUGUUCAGCGUGGUAGUGUUUCUCAGAAUAGGCUUCGUGGUGGGACAGUCCGGACUGUACCAAGCCAUUGCCAUGUUCCUGGUGGCAUACUUCAUCAUCUGCAUGACUGUGCUGUCGGUCUGUGCCAUCUCCACCAAUGGAGCCCUGGAUGCUGGGGGAGCCUAUUACAUGAUCAGCCGAGCGCUGGGGCCAGAAUUUGGCGGCAGUAUCGGCAUCAUGUUCUUCCUGGCCAACGUGUGUGGCAGCGCUCUGUAUGUGCUGGGACUGGUUGAAGCCAUUGUGGCCACUUUUGGAGUGCCAGAAGAUGGGACUCUGGCAGCUUCCUCCUACCAGGUCCUGCCGUCGGGCUACUGGUGGUCUCUUCUUUAUGCCACGGCCAUCGCCCUGCUGUGCCUGCUGGUGUGCCUGGUAGGGGCCCACAUCUACGCCAAGGCCACGUUCAUCAUCUUCCUCAUCGUCAUGUUUGUCCUGGGCACCAUCUUCAUCAGCUUCUUUGCCGUAGGCCCUCGCACCAUCGUCCUGCCCACGUUUGCCAACCCGACAGCCAAUGGGACGGGCCCCGCGUUUCCCACCACGGCCAACUUCACUGGUUUCAAGUUGGACACGCUGCUCGGGAACCUGUGGGCUGACUACACUCUGGAUUACACAACACAGACUAUGAUGACCUUUGCCACCGUUUUCGCUGUUAUGUUUAAUGGCUGCACCGGCAUCAUGGCUGGUUCCAACAUGUCAGGUGAACUGAAGAAUCCAAGCUAUUCCAUCCCCCGCGGCACCAUCACAGCUGUCAUCUUCACCUUCAUCAUCUACAAUCUGCUCUCUGUAUUGGUGGCCUGCUCCUGUGACCGUGUCCUGCUCCAGAGGGAUUACAGUUUCCUCAGAGACAUCAACAUCUGGAACCCCUUCGUCACGAUCGGGGUGUACUCCUCCACUCUCUCCGCCGCCAUGAGCAACCUCAUCGGAGCCUCGCGCAUCCUCUACGCCCUGGCCAGGGACGACUUGUUUGGUAAGGUGUUAUCUCCAGCUAAGAAGACGUCCCGCAGUGGUAACCCCUGGGUGUCUGUGCUCAUCUCCUGGUUCCUUGUGCAGCUGGUGCUGUUUUCGGGGAAGCUCAACACCAUUGCCAGUAUUGUGACCAUUUUCUUCCUGCUGGUGUAUGCUGCCGUGGACUUGGCCUGCCUGGCUCUGGAAUGGGCAUCAGCGCCUAAUUUCAGGCCCACCUUCCGGUACUUCACCUGGCACACGUGUGUGCUGGGCAUCGUGGGUUGUGCCGUCAUGAUGUUCCUGAUCAACGCCAUCUACGCCUCGGCCAGCAUCGCCUUCAUGCUGCUGCUGCUUCUGCUGAUUCACUACCUCAGUCCCACCUCCAGCUGGGGCUACAUCAGCCAGGCGCUUAUUUUCCACCAGGUGCGUAAGUACCUGCUGAUGCUGGAUGUGAGGAAGGACCACGUCAAGUUCUGGAGGCCUCAGGUCCUGCUGAUGGUUUCCAACCCUCGCAGCAGCGUGGGCCUCAUCACCUUCAUCAACGACAUCAAGAAGAGCGGCCUCUACGUGCUGGGACACGUCCAGCUAGGAGAUCUCAACACUUUGCCAUCUGACCCUCUGCAGUCCCAGUACGACUCCUGGUUGUCCCUGGUGGACCAUCUAAACAUCAAAGCCUUUGUCAACUUGACAUUGGCCGAUUCUGUGCGUCACGGGAUCCAACAUCUCCUCUUCAUAUCUGGACUAGGUGGGAUGCGUCCUAACACACUUGUCCUCGGAUUCUAUGAUGACUGUCUUCCAAAGGACAAGCUGAUCGAUCCAUCGCUGUCUACCAUUCAGUGCACAGAUUCCUCUGAGGAGCUCGAGCAGCACCCCCCUCUCUUCCACUUUGCCUCCCUGCGGUGCUCCAGCGACAGACAUGAUCAUGGUGAAUUUGGAGACGGGAAGGUCCUCGGACCCCAGGAGUAUGUAGCGAUCAUUGCUGAUGCCAUGAAGAUGCUAAAGAAUGUGGUGCUGGCCCGAUACUUCAACAGCUUUGACCGAGCCCAGGUCCUCUCCCCGCCCUCCUCCUCUCCGGGGAAAGGAGCUGUGUAUGUUGACGUCUGGCCGGUCAACCUCCUGCGUCCGGACAGCAGUAGCUACGUCGACACCUGCUCUCUGUUCCUGCUACAGCUAGCAUGUAUCCUCAACAUGGUGAGAGCCUGGCGCAAAGCUACCCUCCGCCUCUUCCUGUGCGUGGAGGAAGGGCGGAGUGUGAGGGGCUCGGAGGAGAAGCUGGGCCAGCUGUUGAAAGAGCUGAGAAUCAAAGCUCAGGUCUAUCCCGUGCCGUGGGACCAGCAGGUGGCACUACACUGGCAGCGGCAAGGUAAGUGGGGCAGGAAGCACCUGUCGCAGUCCACUGAUACCACUACAGAAGAGAAAAAGCCAAGAACAGAGGAGGAGGAGGAGGAUGAAGAUUAUGUUAAUAGCUUCCCGAGCAAUGCCACUCGCCUGUCAGAUGACUACCUGUCCUCUGUCAAUAAGAUGAUCCUGGACACGGCUCAGCCCGCCCCUGCUGUGCGUUUCCUGUACUUGCCCCGCCCCCCGGCGGACACCCGCCGCUACACCACCUACUUACACCAGCUGGAACUGCUGACCCAGGACCUGGGCCCCACGCUGCUCAUCCACGGUGUCACACCUGUCAUCACCACUGACCUUUGAACAAUCCCCUUCCCUUAGGAGCUGAGGGCUGGUGAGUGUAGCCGCUGCUGAAGGUUCCCGCUGAAGGUGUGGUGACCACUUUUAGUGCAGCGUCACUGCAGACCUCAGCAGUGCUCCAGCACUGACCUCUCCACCCAAACACAGUCUGGGGAAAGCAGCCCUUGAAAUUUGACCCAGAUGGGGACGCCACUGCUGACUCAUUGAUACCAUCUGCACUGCCUCGCACAACGUGGAGGUAAAAUGAAGAGGAAAGUCUCCAGACAGCCUAUUUUUAGACUAUAUAAAAUGAUGACCGGAUGUUAGACUUGUCCAGUUGGAUUGCAAAAAUCCUGACUAUCUUAAUGUUUUCUUGUGCUGUCAACUUGUAGUUCUGGUAUUCCCGUCAAGCUUCUGAAGGCCCCGUGAUCAUAAACCUUCAAGUCAACCUUUUGCAAUUUAAGCAUGAAACAAUCAGACUGUGGUUGCAUGUACCUAACAGCUAUUCAGAUAUACAGCCUGCCAAGCAGGUUGUAUAUCACCAAUACUCAACAAGCUGACAACCCACAGGGGAUAACUUAGAUUGCAAAUCCACCUCUGUCACUCCAUCAGCUACUUCUUCCUCCAUACAGUAUCUUUGAUAGAGGCCAUGGUCUAAUUCCCGAUACAGUCGGGAGAGAGACUCCCCUUUUUCCUUUCUUGAAAUUUUCUCUCGGUGUGCUGCUGCUCAAAUUCCUUAAAAUGAUCAUUCCAUAUGCCUUCAGAUUGAAAAGUGCCUCACUAGUCAGGGAGCUAAAGUUCGAGUUCAUUCCAGCAUGGACAGAAAGUUGGACUGCGUUGCAUCUUGGACCAGUCAUUCGCAGGAAGUCUGCCUUUUCAUUUUAGGAGCUUAAAACAAAUGAAACGGCUGAACAAUAUUAUCUACGGUGCUACUAUGGAAGUCUUCAAAGUUUUAUUCCAGAAAUCGUUUUUUGUGAAUCUCAGGAAGACAUUCCUCUUUUUUCCAAAUGCACUUUUAAUCUUCCUCUGCCAAACUGCAUGCUGUGCAGCUCUCCCAAAUUCCUCAAACGUGUUUACAGCGCCAACAACUACUGUGAUUAUCCACAAGAUUUUAGUGAUUGUUUUUGAUUGUUUAUGUAUUUUAGGUACUCUGUAGCUUUUAGAAGUGUUUUUACUCACUAGUGACCACACUGCAUGACGAGCCUCAGUGCCUAAUGGAUUUCAAUAUUGGCUCAGCUCUGCAGCCUCUGCCUUUACCCAAAGUGCUUGUAACAUAAGUGAAUCUAUGAAACUUUGGCUGAACAGUUGCCACUUGUGGCAUCUACAGGAAAUACUAAAACAUUGUCUACCAGGUGCACAAGAACAGAAGAGUGUGAAAAGUCAGAGAACUGACUCUGUAACGUCAACUGCACAGCAGAAACUAUCUAUGGAAACUACGCUAACGUUAGCUAACAUUAGCCUCAAUAAGCUCUUGGUCACAUCAGACUGAGAGCUGUAAGGCUGUAACAUAAAUGCUCUGAGUGUACUGACUUGAGAAGAGGUACGUUUUAUUGCUUGGAAAUUGAACUUGUCAUUUAUAAGAGACAGAAUGUGAUUUCUCCUGUUCUUUUGGAAGCAUCACUGUGUUACAGUGCUGUGUUUUCAUUCUUGACGCCAUCUGUAUCGUGAAAAUAAUCUAAACGGCUGGCAUCCUCGAGUCUAAAGUCUCCACAAAUAGAUUCUUUGAGUUUAAUAGAUUCGUCCUGACAAUCUUCAUCACACUGACUUGGACACAUCUGUCUGGUUCAGUUUCUUAUUUGAAGAAAGGCUGGUACUUGGAUGUGGACUUAUCUUGAUAUCCCUGUGUUUGAAAUGAGAUCUAUGUUUACUUGUGGACCAAUUGGAUCCCUCCCAUUUCACGGAUGGCUCCUUGUUUGGACACUACACUCCUAGACAAACCGAUGACACUACAUUUCUUCCAGUCUUUGUCUUGGACUCUUGGAGUCUUGGCUCUUGAACUCGCAGGUGUGCAAAACAAUUCAGCAGUACACCGUCGUUUAUUGAAGAGAUGAAAUGUUCAGUGUUUGAUUUCCUGUUGAAAUCUGAAAGUAUAUAUGUAUACCUUACAAGAUAUAAACUGAAAUGACAUUAAAAAAUAAGUUUAUAUUACAUGUCUUGUUUUUUUUUCACUUCUCUGCGAACGCCAGAUCAAACUUAACAAACACUGAUGUGUCUGGACUUUGUUUCAUUCCAGCAAAGACCAGUUUGUGCGCCUCAGAGCAGAGAGCUGAGGGUUUUUUUGUGUCCGCUGCACUUGUUUGUUUGAGGUAAACUUUGGAAACAGAGGCUGAGAUAGCUCAGCAGCUCAGACAGAGAGAUACUAGAGGGUGCCAGCCAGCCAAAUUACCUUGUCCUACAGUCACCCUCGCCGCCAACCAGGCAGAAAUGGAUUCCAUCUCCGCUCUGAGGUGAACAACAGAUUGGAGAAAUAAGCCCAAAUAACCAUCGAUAUCUGUUCAGGAGGAGGAAGGCUGACAUUUAUCACUGAGAGGAUUGUGUGUGUGUGUGUGUGUUCGCGUAAAGAAUGGUUCAGACUAGGUUUUCUUUGCAUGUUCAUAUGUUCAUGUGUAUUUUUUAGUACUGUGUGAUUAGAAACAAACA
Molecule: messenger RNA, 5847 nt
Organism: Chelmon rostratus (copperband butterflyfish)
Lineage: Eukaryota; Metazoa; Chordata; Actinopteri; Chaetodontiformes; Chaetodontidae
Exons: 13
Coding region: 364-3231 (955 amino acids)
Biological process (GO): chloride ion homeostasis; potassium ion import across plasma membrane; chloride transmembrane transport
Cellular component (GO): membrane
Molecular function (GO): potassium:chloride symporter activity
Source: RefSeq, a predicted model, not a curated record